AAUAUUCAGUCUUUCGUCUGCGGACUAGUCCUGUUACAAGCCUUUAGCAUCUGGAAUAGGACUUUCUCCGUUGUACCUUUUCAUGAAGAAAAAGAAGACAUUGUUAUUUGACUUUCACGCAUGCGAUUAGACUACAGAGAAUUACAAGCGCAUGUUUUACAACUUGACAUUUAUUUUCGGACGACAUUCUACAGCCCGAUUGCAAAGAACUAAAACUAAAAAAAGAGUUUGGUGCUGAAUACAAAGUGAUACGGUGGUCCGAUGGCUCGCUCGCAUGACUAAUUAAUAGUCUAUCAGGACUCGGUCGCGCGCUGCCCAGUUGUUUGUGUUAUAAACUAUGGCGUUUAGGGCAAAAGCCUUGUACGACUUUAGUUCGGAAAAUCUAGGAGAGAUAUCGAUUACUGAGAACGAAGUUGUUACUUUAUACAGCGAACAAGACAUAGAGGGAUGGCUAGAGGGAACAAACAGCAGAGGGGAUACUGGUCUUUUUCCAGCCUCAUACGUGGAGAUUCUCAGAAAUGAAUCAUCUGACAUCUCAUCCAACAAUAAUGGCAUGUCGGCGGAUCAAGGUCAACCCGACUCCCCAUCAAGUGGAUAUGAUUCAUCAUACUAUUCCCAGUCCCACUCUCGUGCUGAGAACAUUAAAGAUCCGACCCACUCUGCUUAUCCUGUGCAAAUUCCCCAGCGCCAUGGUUACCAGACCAGUCAAGGUAGUGAUGAUGACUGGGAUGAUGACUGGGAUGACAGCUCUACUGUGGCGGCUGAGCCCGGAACUAAACAUGACAAUGAUGGAACUAGUUCCACAGCAUACACAGUGACUACUUCGUUGCCUGGGAGACGUGACAGUUCCCAAGCCAAAAGUUCAGCAACAAUAGGAAAAAACCUCAACAGGUUCUCAACCUUUGUGAAAUCUGGCGGAGAGGCUUUUGUAUUGGGCGAGGCGGCUGCCUUUGUCAAAGAUGGGGACAAGAUCUGUGUUGUCAUGGGGCAGUAUGGACCAGAGUGGCAGGAAGACCCAUACCCGUUUGCCUGCUCCAUCGAUGACCCCACCAAACAGACAAAAUUCAAAGGCAUGAAGAGUUACAUGUCAUACAGACUGACUCCAUCCCACACCCAGAGCCAGGUGAAUAGAAGAUACAAGCACUUUGACUGGCUCUACGCUCGACUUGUGGAACGCUUCCCUGUCAUCUCAGUCCCCCAUCUGCCUGAGAAACAGGCCACUGGGCGCUUUGAACAGGACUUUGUCUCCAAACGCAGAAAAGGUUUGAUAUGGUGGAUGAACCACAUGACGAGCCACCCUGUCCUGGCUAGAUGUGACGUGUUCCAGCACUUCCUCACCUGCCCCAGCACAGACGAGAAGACGUGGAAGAUGGGCAAGAGAAAGGCAGAGAAGGAUGAGUUGACUGGCGCUAACUUCUUCCUAACCAUCUCCACCCCGGCUGUUCCACUGGACCUACAGGAGGUAGAGAACAAGGUCGAUGGGUUUAAAGCCUUCACCAGGAAGAUGGAUGACAACUGCCUAGUGGUGAAUGCCACCAUCAACGAGUUCGCCCGGAAGCAGAUCACCGGGUUUAAGAAAGAGUAUCAGAAAGUGGGUCAGUCUUUCAAACUGUUGGGCCAAGCAUUUGAGAUGGACCAGCAGUCCUAUUCUGUAGGACUGAACCGUGCCAUAGCAUUCACAGGAGAGGCCUACGAGGCUAUAGGAGACUACUUUGCUGAGCAGCCCAGACAGGAUUUGGACCCCAUAUCGGAUCUGCUGGACCUGUACAAGGGACACCUGGCCAACUAUCCUGAUAUCAUCCAUGUUCAGAAAGGUGCCCUUACCAAAGUGAAGGAGUGCCAGAAACAAGAAGGGGAGGGAUCAACCAUCAACGAGCGUUGUAACAUAAUUUCCUGCGCCACACUGGCUGAGAUCCAGCACUUUCACCGUACGCGCGUACGUGACUUCAAGAGCCAGAUGCAACACCACCUCCAGCAGCAAAUCAUCUUCUUCCAGAAGAUCACUGGGAAGCUAGAAGAGGCACUGCAGAAGUACGACGAGGAUAUCAUAUAAGGCCCUGGAGAGAGGAGCAUGGAUACAGAGGGAUAAAGAGAGGAGGAGGGGGGACUAAGGGAGAGGAGGGUGGAUACAGAAGGAUGAAGAGAGGAGGGUGGAUACAGAGGAAUGAAGAGAGGAGGAGGGGGGACUAAGGGAGAGAGAGGAGGGUGGAUACAGAGGGAUGAAGAGAGGAGGAGGGGGGACACAGAGGGAUAAAGAGAGGAGGAGGGGGGACUAAGGGAGAGAGGAGGGUGGAUACAGAGGGAUAAAGAGAGGAUGAGGGGGGACUAAGGGAGAGAGGAGGGUGGAUACAGAGGGAUGAAGAGAGGAGGAGGGGGGACUAAGGGAGAGAGGAGGGUGGAUACAGAGGGAUGAAGAGAGGAGGAGUUGAGGGAGAGAGAGAUUAUGAGAACAUGGGGUAGGAACAUGGGGAGUGUGCUGGUCUUGGCACUGUGCAGUUCUGCAGUGUUCCCUAUUUCAUAAUCUGAUCAAGACUGGAGCACUGGUUUGGCAAAAAGAUCGAGGGACACAUUUUGACCUCCCCAUCUCAGAGAAGUAUUCCCCAUUUAAACGGAAUAUGUUUUAUGGUGCGAACUAAAGUAACUAGUCCGUAAUGACAAUGUAAUUGGUUAUGUGUUGUUUUUCCUUGACAAGAUUAUUCAUCCAUUCUACAGUUGGAAGUGAGCAGAUCUAUGCAGGUACUGCACUGAUGGAUAUGAAAUAGGAGUGAGAAUUAUUCCUUCAUUGACAGAGAGGGUUGUUGUCUGCAAAACUUGAUAAUGUAGUCUUGCGUGACAGGAUAUGUUAAAUCAUCACUUAUACAAUUAGUGUCACUUCAAGAAUAUGUAGUAUGAUUUUAGUAAGGAAAUUGUUUAGAAUCACAAUUAUAUCUGUGAAAACAUGUUUAACCUGUUGCAUUGAAUCCCCCUCAUUUGCCUUUUCCUCUGAACAAAUAUAACGUGAUUUCAGUAUCAUGGCAAAUAUGAAUGACA
This is a messenger RNA of Oncorhynchus keta (chum salmon), 3030 nucleotides long. RefSeq names its product sorting nexin-18-like. The record is from RefSeq and is a predicted model, not a curated record. Bases 338 to 2053 code for a protein of 571 amino acids. Gene Ontology annotation, cellular component: cytoplasmic vesicle; plasma membrane. NCBI's taxonomy places the organism in Eukaryota, Metazoa, Chordata, Actinopteri, Salmoniformes, Salmonidae. The transcript is spliced from 2 exons. Gene Ontology annotation, molecular function: protein binding; phosphatidylinositol binding. Gene Ontology annotation, biological process: protein transport; plasma membrane tubulation; cleavage furrow formation.